Messenger RNA from Caenorhabditis auriculariae, 1373 nucleotides. Lineage: Eukaryota; Metazoa; Nematoda; Chromadorea; Rhabditida; Rhabditidae. The record is from the annotation of a GenBank genome assembly.
AUGGCUCUACACAGAAGGACUCCCAAACAGAACAGAAAGAAGCUGAAGUCGGUCGAUCCGUUCAACAGAAAGGCCAGUUCUAUCAAAGCUGAAAAGUUGAAGUACGCGGUUUUUAGUGAGCUUUUGAAAUUUAAUUUUUCAAGAGGAAAAAAUUUCGAACCGAAGGCGAAUACAGAUGAGCAGCCCCUUUCGCGGUCUCAGAAGAAGUUGAUCGAGGUAAGGACUAUUUACAAGCUUAAUAUUGAUAAGUAUUUGAUUUUUGAGGCGAAGAAUGAACCAGUCACCAAGGAGACGAUGAAAAAGAAGAAGACGCACAGAAAUAGAAUCCUCGGUCGAAAUGAAAAUUUUUUUUUUCUCAAUAUUAUAACUUGGACGUAUCUUCAGAGGAAGCUGAACGACAUGGGCUGAAGAAGGGAAGAUUUGAAAGUGUGGAAAAGUUUGUCCGACGUUGUGAGCGAACGAUGAAGGCUGACGUCAAUGAUCACAUUCUCAUUGUAAACUUUUCUUUUUUCAUAUUAUAACUUUCAAAAAUUCAGGCCAAAAAAGGUCUCUCUGGACGAGCCGAGGCCGAAAUCAACGCAGAAUACAAGAAACUGGAAGACGCCGAGGAGAAGAAGAAGGAAGCCGAGAAAAAAGCCGUCCAGAGCCGAAUCGAAAAGGCUCGAAAACAGCGCGAGAAGGAGGAAAACAAGCGAAAUGUUAGUAGUCUUUAUUCAUUAACAACAUGAAAAAAGAGGUAGGAUACAAUUGUUUUUACUGAAGGCAUGUCACCGUGAAUGAUUCGAUAUCAGUAAUUUGGGACCAGUUUGGGAAACGUAGCGGAAAGUAGAUGGGACUAGAGAUUCUCAACUUCAGUUUGGUUCUAUGUUUAGGAGACAAGAAUUGCGAAAGAGAAAAGGCGUGAGAAAAGACGUCAGAAUGAGGCGACGGAUAAUGAAGAAAAAGAAGAAGAAGCAGCGGCAGAGCCUUCAAUAAGCAAGGUUUUAUUAUUUUAAAAAAAUGAAGUUAUAUAGUUUUUUUCUUCUCAGAAAAAGGAGAAAAAUCCCGAAUCGAAAGCCCCUGAGGUUGAAAUGCCAUGUUUCUUCAAUAAAAAAAGGAAGCACCAGGAGAAAAAUGACCCGGCCGAUGCUUUGAACACCAUUGGUAAUCGAAAUUUUGUGAAAUAUUUGGCAAGGAAAUCAAAAAUUUGUAGAAGUUGUACCUUUCGGCGCCAGAUAUGACGCUCCGCCCACUUUCUCCAAGGAAUUCAAAAGAAAAAUGGAUCCUCUUAUGGCAAAGGUAUUGAGAGACUUUUUCCAAGAAAAAAUGUGAAUAAUUUUCAGGCUGGAUCGAAAACUCUGUUAUUGCACUCAUUGUUGUCUAAAAGCAACUAG